AUGGGAAGCAAUGAAGGGUAUGGAGCAGAGAGGUAUGCGGUGGUUUCAGGAGCCAACAAGGGCAUUGGAUCUGAGGUGGUGCGGCAACUUGCUGCAAGUCAAGGGGUGGUGGUGGUUUUGACGGCUAGGGAUGAGAAAAGGGGAAGAGAUGCCACGUCACAGCUCCAUCACUUGGGUUUCUCAAAUGUGCUCUUCCAUCAGCUUGAUGUUUUGGACCCUUUUAGCAUCCAGUCUUUGGCCAACUUCAUAGACAACAGAUUUGGCAGGCUUGAUAUCCUGGUUAAUAAUGCUGGAGCCAGUGGAGCAGUGGUUGAUGAGGAAGCUUUAAAAUCCCUAAACAUUGAUCCCACAACUUGGCUUUCAGGCAAAGCGGUCAACAAAAUUCAAGGUGCAAUAAAAUUCACUUAUGAGAAGGCUGAAGAAUGCUUGAACACAAAUUACUAUGGUGCUAAAAGACUAACUGAGGCUCUUCUCCCACUCUUGCAACUGUCCCCUCGUGGAGGAAGGAUUGUGAAUGUCUCCUCUCUAAGGAGUGAACUUAAGAGGAUACCAAGUGAGGAAAUAAGAAAUGAGCUUGGGGAUGUGGAAACCUUGACAGUGGAGAAAGUAGAUGCACUUUUGACAAAGUUUCUUGUUGAUUUUAAACAAAAUGCACUUGAAGCCAAUGGAUGGACACUGAUGCUGCCUGCAUACAGCAUUUCCAAGGCCACCCUCAAUGCCUACACAAGAAUCCUUGCCAAAAAGUAUCCAAAGAUGUAUAUCAACUGUGUGCAUCCAGGCUUUGUUAAUACAGAUAUCAAUUGGCAUACAGGAACAAUGACUCUGGAAGAAGGGGCUGCAGGUCCAGUCAAGUUGGCUCUUCUACCAAAUGGAGGCCCUACAGGCUGCUAUUUUGAUCAAACUGAAGUUGCAGACUUUUAG
Prunus armeniaca (apricot) is the source of this 921-nucleotide messenger RNA. The record is from the annotation of a GenBank genome assembly. Lineage: Eukaryota; Viridiplantae; Streptophyta; Magnoliopsida; Rosales; Rosaceae.